Messenger RNA from Lethenteron reissneri (Far Eastern brook lamprey), 7156 nucleotides. RefSeq names its product leucine-rich repeat flightless-interacting protein 2-like. Lineage: Eukaryota; Metazoa; Chordata; Hyperoartia; Petromyzontiformes; Petromyzontidae. Gene Ontology annotation, biological process: regulation of DNA-templated transcription. The record is from RefSeq and is a predicted model, not a curated record.
AGGUUGGCUUCAGGUUUCAGCGGUUUUAGUUGUCGCGGUUCCCAAGUAGAAUAUUAAUUUCCCAUCGCGGCCGCGAUUCGAAUUUGCGCGGCGCGCAAAUCUGCGAACGCGGCUCGCGGUGCCGAGCGGACUACCGGGUCGGGAGCGCCGGGAGCCGGGCUGAGAGAGUUUUAUUUUUCGAAGAUGUCGUCGUCCGAGGAGUCUCCGGAACGCAACCUCGCGGUCCGGACCCCCCGACCGGAAGAACCGACCGCGGGGCGUCGUGACGAUGGCGAGGAGGUGGAGGUUGAGGAGGAGGCGCGACUGGGAGGCCCUACUCACAAUGGCGGUGCUGGUGACGGACGACGUGGCCUUGAUAAUGGUGGCGAUGGCAACGAUGUUGGGGGACAGGAAGAGCAGGGGAAGGAAACAGGACCCGACUGCUGCGAUGACGACGACGAUGCUGCUGGUGGUGAUGAUCACGAUGAUGGUGUUGAGGUGGAGCAUCGAGGACCUGAUUCUGACAAAGAAGACAACAAAGACGACCAUCAACAUCAUGAUGACGGUGGUGGUGAUUGUCGUCGUCAUCAUCAGCAGGAUGAUUUCCACCGUCAAAAUGAUGAGCAGCGACGAUUUAAUGAAGGCAGCGACGGUGGCGACGAUGGUGGUCAACAACAUCAACCUUGCCCUUCCAACGAAGAUGAUGACAGCGGUGGUGGAGAUGACGGUGAUGAUGGGGCUGAUGAUGAUGAUGAUGAAGAGGGUGCUCUCGUCGCUUUGCCACCACGAUCGUCAUCAUUGCUGCUUCUGUCUGCGCUCCGUCGAGUCGAUAUUGAUUCCCAGCAUGCUGGCUCUCUCGGCUCCGCCCAACUCAACAUCCCGGAUUCUCUGGACUCACCAGCACACGGCUUACCGGACUCACCACCGUACGGCUUACCGGACUUUCUGAGCUACUCACCACACGGCUUACCGGAGUCACCACUACAUGACUUAACAGACUCUCUGGGCUACUUGCCACAUGGCUUACGGGAGUCACCACUGCAGAGCUUACCAGACUCAUCACCGUAUGGCUUAGCGGACUCACCAGAACCUUCACACAUCCUGUCAGAUUCUUCACCUCACGGCUUACCGGACUCGCCAACGCACGGCUUACCAGACUCAUUACUGCCUGGCUUAACAGCCUUGCCAGGCUCCUCACCACAAAGCUUACAGAACUCAUCACCGCACGGCUUACCAGACUCAUCACCGCACGGCUUACCAGACUCAUCACCGCACGGCUUACCAGACUCAUCACCGCAUGGCUUACCAGACUCAUCACCGGAUGGUUUGCCAGACUCAUCGCCGGAUGGCUUACCAGACUCAUCGCCGGAUGGCUUGCCAGACUCAUCACCGGACGGCUUGCCAGACUCAUCGCCGCACGGCUUACCAGACUCAUCACCGGAUGGCUUGCCAGACUUACCACCGCACAGCUUGCCGGUUUUAGCAGACUCCACAUCACACAUCCUGCAGGAUUCUUCGCCACCCGGCUUACAGAAUUUCCCACCGAAGGACUUCUCGGAAUCCUUUGGGAAUAGCUCGCGGGACUCAUCGUACCAUGGGUCCUCGCCGGACUCUCCCCGGCUCGGCUCAUCGGACGACGUCGGAGACGCCGGGGAUGCCGUGGCGGACGACUCGGACGACGACCGGGACUCGGAUCGCCCGGACUCGCUGGGGGAGGCGGAGGAGCGCUACCGGCGUGCGAUGGUGCGCGCCGCGCAGCUGGACAACGAGAAGGCGGCGCUGGCCUACGAGGUGGAGGCGCUGCGCGACGCCCUGGAAGGGGCCGAGGAGUCACUCGCCCAGGAGCAGCGGCGCUGCGAGCAGCGCGGACUGGAGGUGGAGCGCCACAGGCAGGCCUGUUCUAUCCUGGAGCACAAGUCUACGCAGCUCCAGGCCGCACUGGCUCAGAGGGAACAGCUCAUGGAGGAGAACGCGCGUCUCCACGUCCACGAGUGCGAGCUCGGCCAGGAGGUGUUGGAUCUGCAGGAGACCGUGGGCUGGAAGGACAAGAAGAUAGCGGCUCUGGAGAGGCACAAGGCCUACUGUGAUAGCCUCAGAGCGGAGAGAGAUGAUGAGCCGGGAGCUGAGGUUUGCCGUCCGCUCCACGGGAUUCAGAGGCACGGGCUGGCCGUGGUGCAGGGCUCCGUGUGUAACGGGGAGCAGGAGGAGACGGGGGCGGCGCCGCUUGCGCUGGUGUCGCGGGCGUCGGCGCGGAUCCUGGACGCGCUAGGGGACGGGCCCCUGGACGUGAGGCUCACGAAACUGACAGAGGAGAGGGACGGGCUCGAGGAGCAGGUGCGGAGGCUGAAGUCCGAGCUGGAAGCGGAGCGUCAGAAGGGGGGCGGCGUGAGGGGGGGCGAGGUGGGGGGGGGCCCCGGCGUGGGGGGGGCCGGCGAGGCGGGGGGCCCCGACGACUUCGUCACCGGCGACGGCGCCGCCGCCCACGUCGCCGAGAUGCAGAGGGAGGCGCAGCGCCAGGUGAGCGAGUUGAAGUUCAAGGUGGCCAAGGCGGAGCAGGAGAAGGCGGCGCUCGAGCAGAACGUGCUGCGUCUGGAGGCGCAGGCGUUGCGUCUGCGGGGGGCCGCCGAGGGCUGGGAGCGCACCGAGGACGAGCUGAAGGCGGAGCGGCGCCGCCUGCAGCGGGAGCUGCGGGCCGCCCUGGACCGCCUGGACGAGCUGCAGCUCACCAACGGGCACCUCGUGCGGCGCCUCGACAAGAUGAAGGCCAACCGCUCCGCUCUGCUCAGCCAGCAGUAGCACGCGCGGGGGGGGGGCGGGGGGGCGGGGGGAGGUAGAGCACGGGGGGGAGGGGCCGGUGCGUCGGUGGGGUGGGGGGGGUCUGAGAAACGGCUCGUCCCCCUACUCCCCCUCGGUGGAUGGGGGAGUAGCGGGAGAAGGGGGGCCACCGGGAAUGUGCGCGUGGGGGUCUGAGAGACCACUCGUCCAGCAGUGGCAGGGGGUUAAGGGGGGGGUGGCUGGAGGGGUGGUUGGGUGGGUGUGACUUCCACUUAGAGCAGCAAAAAAAAAAAUCCAAGCGUGUGGAGGGAGUGUGGGGACCCAAAACCCUUAGGGGGUGACCUCAUCCAGCAGCGCUGGGGAGCUGGGGCGGGGGGGGGGCGGCGGUGAGGGGGGGUGGACUAGGCCUGCUGAGGCCUGUGGGUUGCUUCCACUCAUCCAGCAGUGGAGAUGAAGUGGAGGGAGGCCCCAAGGCUGGCUGGCAGCAGCCUUGGCGGGGCGCUCAGGAGGAUGGCGCCGUGCAGGCCGCAGGAUGCGGGGUUCUGUGCGGUGGGUGAGCAGCAGUAGGUGGCGGCGGCGUAGCACCGUGGUGCCACGGUGAACCACGUUGAAGCACGGUGGUCUAGAGGAUUGGGAGUCGUCGCUCGGCCAGCGGGGGCCGCCUUGUCGCGUCUGGGAUGACCACCACCACCACCACAACCACUACCACUGCCACCACCACGAGCAGCAGCAGCAGCAGUGGCACUUGGGAUGGAGCUGGGCAGGGGUCCCAGAGGCGCCAGAAUGAGCAACUCGGUCACUCGGAGCGUGAAGCCACCGGUGGACGUGGCCUAAUAUUCCAUUUUUCACGGUCACAUCCGAGCCAGUUUGGAUGUGAUACCAUCACGGCACGGGUGGAUUUCCCCCGGCUGGUUGCCGUGCCGAGCCACAGGCAAAGCCGCUGUCCUCGCGAGACGCCCGAGUCUGGGGCCAAGCAGGCCCAGGGCCGGCACCGCGGUUCGUUCGCUGCGUUGCAACGCCAGCGGCUCGGCUCGGAUCGGCUUGUGCAGUGGAAAAACAACGCGGAGUCUCCUGAGCUACGCCGCGCUGGCUUGGGCACGGCCCUGGCUCUGCCGCGGCUCCCGCCUUCGGUUGGGCAGUGGAAAAGGGGGGGGGGGGUGGGGGUGAGGACUCGACAUAAUGAGCAGUGGCAUUGGGAAUCAACCUGGGCUGGAGUUGGGAGGUCCCAGUUAUUGGGCACUCGCUCCUGACCCCCCUAUAGGCCUAUAGGGCUGUGAAAAGCAUCGGACUCUCCGUCAAAGACACAUUUUUGUUGUCCCGCCCCCCCGCACCUCCGAUUAGCGCGGUUGGCUACGCACGCUGCGAAAGAAGUUCAACACACGUACAAGUUGCGUGUGGAGCUACCGCUACUUUGCUCUUUAAAUUAUAAUCGCUUGUGUUGGGGGGUGGAGGAUGCGGGAUGGGGGGGCUUGUGCCGGGGGCUCGUGCGGUGGUAGCGGGGAGGGGGGGAGCUGGCGCUUGGGCCAGCACCGGCGACAGAUUUCAGCGAGGCAAGGCGAGCGGUGUGCGCGCGUCUGUGCGACGCUGUCGGUGGGGAGUGGUGGCGUGGUGGUUGGCGCACUGCGCUACAAAUCCAGCGACCCGAGUUCGCACCCACAGCCAAUAUUGGUGACGAUUAUUUGAACCGGUGCUGGGACCCCUCCCCUGGUGCGGGGUGUGUACAGCAUAAGCACUGGGAAGACAAAAGCGGCCGGGCGUGGUGCUGGCCACGCACUCCCUCGUGUGCCGCGCUGCCCUUAAUAGGUGCUCGCUAACAGCACUUGCUCCAACAGCCUGCUAAGGGCUGUACGGGGGGUGGGGGGGGGGUAUUUGUGUUUGUGCAACGCUGUUUAACGCAUGACGGCGGCAACGAUCGCACACUUCAGUCGGCUCGAUUCAAACACAGCGCUGGGUUCUGUUCACGAUGAGGGGUGCCCAUCGCAGCGGGAGAGUGCGUCCCGGGCCGAAUAGACACAUUGAUGUAAGACAGGCCUGAGAGGGCCGUGGCUGUUAGCGUCGUUACGAUGGCUCGCAACAACGCGAGUUUACCCAGGAAAGCCUCAACUGAGGUCUCAAGAUGUUUGAUGUUUUGUUUCUUCCAAGAGGGGGUCCUUGUCAGGUUUUCACAGCAUUAUGGGGGGGGGGGGCGAUGUUGCCUCUUGCCGCGCCGCUGCCGCGCACGCCUCGGCGUGUGAUUUCGAACGACGGAGAGAGGAGAGAGCCCUCCCCUCUAGCGGGAGGGUAUUUGGCCUACCCUUCCACGCUGGCCAGACGUCGUCUCGUUGCUUCCCGUUGGAGACGGGCGCCCGCACGCGCAGGCGUCGCAUCCGCUCGGCCGAUUGGCAACGAGCCGGCUCCGGGGUCGGCUCCGGGUUUGGCUUGGGUUCGCCCGGGGUGUUUGCGAUCGAAAUCGCCCGACGGCCUCGCGAAUCCUCGCAACCGCUCGCUCGCUAUCUCGCUCGCUGGUGGAUCGCGGACGAAGGAGUCGCGGGCGACGAUUUUGAGACGAGCGAUUUUCCCGCACAUCUCCGAUUAAUGGCAGCAGCAGCAUGCAGCAGCAGCAGCAGCAUGCCGCCGCUGUGGAUUACCUGUGGAGCUCUGGUGGAGGGGAGUGAAUUACAUUACACACCACCCCCCCGGCCUUCCGGUUCGAUCAGUGUACCCCCCCCCUUCUUCCACCCCCCCCCCCCCCCCCGUGGUCUCUACCAGGGCCGUCGGUUUACAUUCACAAUGGAAUCAUCUCGUUUAAUUUAUCAAGCAAGAGCCACUUUUGUUUUUAUUUUUCGCCGUUAUGUAUUUUGUGGGGAAUUUUUUCAGUUAAGGGUUCGUUCGGGGGUCGUUAGAGACUCGGGGCAGGGUAGGGGGGGGGCCGGGGGGGGGCAAACGAAAAUAACGAGAAGGGACUUUUUUUUGUACCAAUUUGGUGAAAAAUGUUCAAUAUUCCCAAGAGCCGCAACGCACGCGGUGAACACGAGAGACGGCGGUCCUCACUAAACGACGUCACGAGGGAGUUCGAUAAUCCUCCUCAUCCCGUACGGGGCAGGAGGCCGCAAUGCGUUCCCUCCACCUCUUCCUGUCCCUGGCCACGUGUCGAGCGUCGCCCCAAGAGGGGGCGAUCGCUGCCGCCAACUCGUCCUCCGCGGCAUUGCGCCACGUGCUCUCGGCCCUCCCGGAGUUUCUCUUUGCCCGGUUUGGUGCGCGGUCCUGAGAACGAGCCGUCGGGGUCGCCGUCGGGGUCGCCAUCUCUCGCGCGUGACAUUAGGACAAGCGGUCUUCCUGUACACUUCGGCGUUGCGGAUUUCGUUUGGCCACGAGGAAGCGGGUGUCCAUUCAAGAGCCGCAGGUUGCACGACCCCCUGGGCUAGGGUGACAAGAAUCGGGAUCUGUCCCGAGUCUUCAAGAGGACGGGGGCGGUUGCGAAGCCCCAUGCUUCCGAGUAACUUCGGGGCCCAGCUCCUCGUUCGGUAACGGAUGUUGCGAGCGAGCGAGCGAGGUUGUUGGUAGUGGUAGUGUUCAUGAUGCUCGGGGAGGAUUCCCGGGCGUUUGGGGAAGCACCGACGUUCCGUCACCGUAUUCAUUACAAGGGCCGGCUCACGGGCGCCCUGCCAUAUUUAUCUUAGGGCAGUAGAGGCGUCUCGUAAUUAACGCGCGUUUUUUGCAUUUAGUGCCAACUACACUCGAGUGACACCACCUAACGCGUUCAUUAACAGCGUGUCGGGCAGGUGAAGGGCGAUGACGCGAUCUCCAUGCGGCAACACGCGCGCCGCCGUUGUUGCGUGCAGAGGUCGCCUCGAGUUGGGUCUUCAUUGCGUUUACCUGUUGCCUGUGACCUCUCGCCUGGGCACAGGUGUGAGUUGCGUCUCAUCACCGCCGGGACACGGGUGGGUGGGUAGCUCACCUGCCUACAGGUGUGGGUGGGUAGCUUACCUGUCCACAGGUGUGGGUGGGUUGCUUACUUCGCCAUAGACGUGAGUUGUAUCUCAUCGCCACUUGGCCACAGGUGUGAGUGGGUAUCUCACCUGGGUACAGGUGUGUUGCAUCUCACCACCGCCUCUGCACACGUGUGCGCUUGCGUGACGCUGCGUCGCUGCGGGGCGACCUGCAUUCACGUACACGCCUGUGUGUGAGGAGUGUGUGAGGAGUGUGUGUGUUCACCAUCUCGCAGGUGUGUCUGUGCGCGCCCCCUCGUGCGUGCGGUAGUGCGUGCGGGGUGACCCCCAUUCACCUGCAGACGUCUCUGGCCGCCGCCGCUGAUCUCAAACGCGAGACUCGGAUUUGUCCGCGAGCAACGGCCAGAAGCGGACACGUCGUGUUGUGUGGCGGUACCAGGUUCUUUACAUGGCCAAUAAAAGCUGAAUCGUGA